Messenger RNA from Phalaenopsis equestris, 1910 nucleotides. RefSeq names its product pentatricopeptide repeat-containing protein At5g66631. The record is from RefSeq and is a predicted model, not a curated record. NCBI's taxonomy places the organism in Eukaryota, Viridiplantae, Streptophyta, Magnoliopsida, Asparagales, Orchidaceae. The annotation marks the transcript as partial. Gene Ontology annotation, molecular function: protein binding. The transcript has a single exon.
CCCCGGCGUCCCAGGCUCAUCGCCUCCCUCCGCCUCCGCCUCCACCUCCAGUCCCACAACCCAUCUUCCCAUUUCCCCCUUCCCUCCUCCCCUCUCCUCGACUCCUUCGUCGCCGCUCGAGCCCUCCGCUCCGCUUCCUCUCCCGAAGCCGCCCUCUCUCUCUUCCGCUCCCUCCUUUCUCUCCCUUCCUUUUCCCCUUUCCCCCACCCUUCCCUCCUCCAUUCCCUCUCCCGCCGCCUACCCAACCUGCUCUCCCUCCUCCCCGACCUACCCCUCGCCCCACUUCACCGCCUCCGCCUCCUCGCCGCCACCGGUGAUCUCCACUCUGCCCUUCAAACCUUCUCCUCUAUGCGCUCCGAUCCUAAUUCCCGCCGCCGGCAUAAUAGGACCCACCCCUGCGCCGAAUCCUACAACCUAAUCAUCGGCCUCCACGCCGCCGCCGGCGAUCACUCCUCCGCUGUUUCCACCUUCUCCCAGAUGCUUGCCGACGGCGCCAUCCCCAACUCGAGAACCUAUACCGUCAUCAUCGAUCAUCUAGUUCGAGCUAACAAUGUUGAUGCCGCCAUGGAGGUAUUCCACCUUCUUCCCUCGAUGAGAGUCCGUCGAACAUGUAAGCAGUAUAACGUCCUUGCCGACGCCUUCUCGUCCUCCGACCAAUGCGACCGCCUGCUGAAACUUGUCAAAGAGAUGAACUCCGAUGGCAUCCUUCCCGGCCGCCCAAUGCUCGCCGCUAUUGCUAAGCUUCGCGCCGCUGGAUUUGUUAACCAGACGGAGGAGUUUGUCGGAGAACUAUACCCGGAUCAGAGAAUCAGGUACGCUGUGGAUUGUGGCGAAGAAGAAGACUGUGAGGAGGAAAACGAAGAAGAGGAAGAUGAUGAGCGUGUCAAGCUAAAGCCAUGGAUGGAUCCCGCCGCCCUCGCAAGAGCUAUGGAGGGCUGGGAUCCAAGCGACGUCGCACUCUUGGAAUCCGCUGGCUUCAUCUGGUCCACUCGCCUCGUCUGCAAGCUGCUGAGAUCGUUCCGGACGGCGAAAACGGCAUGGGAGUUCUUCUGUUGGGUCGCUUAUCAACCCGGCGGGUUCUCUCAUGAUCGCCACACGGUUUCCAGGAUGAUCUCCAUCCUCUCCCGCGACGGCCACAUCGAACUAGUUGAUCGCCUCCUUACCAAACUUCAAUCGGAGGGCAUCCUCCUCCCCUUCGCCACCGUCCGCCUCAUCAUCGACUUCUACGGCCUCUCGAAAAAUGCUGACGCCGCCAUCAGAAUCUACAGAAGCGCUGCCGCCAUUUGCGGGCCCCUUUCCCGUCUCAACCUCAUGCUCCUAAGCUCAUCUCUGCUCCGCACCGUCGUCAAAUCCGGGAAAGGUCACGACGCCAUGGCUCUACUGGAGGAGAUGAUGGUGGAAGGCAUUCUGCUGGACAUCCAGACGUUUUCGGGGUUGAUGGAGUAUUUUGCCGGUGAGGGUGAUCUGAAGAGCGUGCACAGGCUGUUUGGGACGGCGAAGCAGUGCGGGCUGAAGCCGGAUGCGUUUAUGUAUGAGGUUCUGAUAAAGGGUUACUGCAAGCAGGAGAGGGCGGUGCUUGCGUUGAAGAUGUUUGACGAAAUGCUGAGCUCCGGAAUGGUGCUCAGUAAAGGAGCGAAGGGGAUUCUGGUGAAAAGCUUGUGGAAGGAGGGGAAGCUGCGGGAGGCGGCGAUGGUGGAGGAGAGAUGCGAGGACAUCGGUGAGCUGCCGGCGGUGCUGCGGGGGCACGUGUGGACCAUUAGUGCGGCGGAUUUUGAUCGACUGUGCGCUAUUUAUUGUUGCGGAUUUGUGAAGAGUGACGAGGUGUAGGAGGUGGUGUGUGUUCGUGUCUUUUGUAUCAUUAAAUCCCUCUAUUUUUAUUAGGAAACUUCUAUACAUAUCACACAAUUCUU